UGAAGAGUCGAAUAUACCUGUACAAUAAAUAUGUAUUUUACGUGUACGAUCCAGGAAGUGUCUUUUAGUUGACAGAAUAGUAGACCUUGAAAGCAGGUUACUGAUUCUAUCGUCAUGAAAGGACACGCCGUCAGCAUGAUUUUCCCGCUAAUUCUUCUGCUGGGGAUGUUCACAGGAGCAAGCACCGCAAACGGUUGUCCGACAAAACACUUCGGGGAUAACUGCGAAUAUCAGUGUCACUGUAAUGGGGAUGAAGAUUGUAGUCAAGACGGGUCUUGCCAAAAUGGAUGUGCCAGUGGAUGGGAUGGGGAGUAUUGUCAGCGCGGUAAUGUUGCUGCAGGAAAGUCUUCAGACGCAUCACAGGGAACGACCAAUGGCACGCAUUACGCCUCUUUGGCUCUGGAUGGUUAUACGAAUCAGGCGUUUUCAAGAUGCAGUCAUACAAACCAACGCGAACAUUGGUGGCAGGUGGAUCUAGGGAGGAACUAUGUCCUAUUUACAGUGACAAUAUGGACAAUGGCUGAAAGUGAGUGCAAGAAUACUACGAUAGGUGCAGAAUACAAGGGAACACAGAACACGACGUUGAUGGGUUUCACCUGUGCGGAUUGGCUUGUAUACAAUGGCUACUAUAGGCCGGCUGACUCCUACAAUUACUGUCGGAACCCAGACAAAUACAUUCGUGGACCUUGGUGCUAUAUUACAGCCACACACACAUCUCGCUAUGAUUUCUGCUUUAUUCCAUCCUGUGAAGACAAACUGACGAAUUUUAAGAUCUUGAUAGAUGAAAAUCUCUGCCAUCAUGAAACUGGAACAGUACAGUUUAGUCGAGCACAAGAAAUUAAAUGUGACACGACGGGUCCUGUUGUUGGAAAACGCCUGAAGAUCCAACGAAUGGAACCAUCGUCUUCUCUAACAUUGUGCGAAGUGAGCGUACAGGCUUUCCAAUUUAGAGAAUGCCACAACAAGCGCUAUGGCCCCAACUGCAACAACCAAUGCCAAUGUGCCAAUGAUGAAAAGUGCGAUGACAAGACAGGACAGUGUCCAUCUGAGUGUAACGAUCGCUUCACAGGCCCUUACUGUAACAUAGGGGUACCAGCAGUUACAAAGGAUGGUCUCUCCACCCCGUCUUCCGUCAGUGUCCGGUGGCAGUACACCCUUCACGACAGUGCCUUUGAUGCCGGCAAAUUUGAUCGGUUUGUUCUGAGAUACAUGGAACACUCGUCAACUUCUUCAACUGUCCACGCCGAACAAUUCCCGAGCCAGGAAAAUGUGAAGCAUAACGUGACCGGUCUCAAGCCAUCGACAGAAUACAGCUUCCAUGUGCAGCUCAUAUAUAAAAUCUCCACGAAAAGUGAGGAAGUAAAUGGGUCAGUUGAACACUUUCGAACUGAAUCAUGUGCAGGCUACAUGGGUUCACCGAUGAUAACGCAAUCGGACUCAGUUGUGGGAGGAGGUGCCUGGCCAAACAGAGUAUCCCUUACAAUACACGCACAGAAACCAGAGAUGUUAGCUGACUGCUUUAAGGAUUUCCACGUGUACGCCAGGAAAACCACCGAAUCAAGCUACAUGAAAUUAACAGAGGCAGACCAAACUUACACUCUCCACAACCUUACAGCAUUCACAGAAUAUGACAUCAAGGCGGCUGUGACAAGUCCCGAUGGACAAGAGAAACAUAAGCUUCAGAAGAUAACAACAGCAGAAGAUGUUCCGUCAGUGCCGACCAUUGUGAAAAUUGGGGGAAGUCUCACUUCCGUGUCCAUCAAAAUCACCCAGCCAGACCAACCAUAUGGAGUUAUCCAGAAAUAUGACCUUGCAAUGUGGGAGAGGGGCAGUCUGAACCAUACGGUCUCCAGCCAAGGACCAACCAAUCUUACCCUCACCUUCAACAAUCUGAAGCUAAACACAACGUACAAUUUCAAGGCGCGAGCAUUCACAUCAUAUGGCGGUGGAGAGUGGACUGAGGUCAUGAGUGUCCUCACCAAAGAGAACAGUACAUCUGAGACUAAUGUUGGCCUGUUAGCUGGACUGGUUAUUGUAAUGAUAAUUGUUCUUGCGGCCAUCAUUAUUCCCGUGGUCAUUAUUGUAAGGAAAAAGCGUAGAAGUAAAGAACAAGCAGCCGAAUCACUCGAAAUCCAGCAGCAUGAAAUAACAAGUCUUAGCAUUAUACAGGAAUUCGAGUGUGGAGUUCUUCAAACAGAAAAUGUGUCAACUUUGCCAGUUGUCCCCGUCGAUACUGGAAAGGGGUAUUCAAAUCUGCAAGGUCGAACCGUAACGAUUUCUGAUCUGGCUCCUUAUGUCAAGAGUAUCAGGGGCAAUAGAGCAUUGGAAUUUAAGGAUGAGUUUGGAGAAUUGCCAGUGGAUGUUGUAAGGUCAACCAAAGAAGCGAAGAAACCAGGAAACAACGUGCUUAACCGCUACAAGAACAUAAUAACUUAUGAUCACAGUCGUGUUAUCCUUCAGCCCAUUGGAGAAGAGCAAUCGGACUACAUCAAUGCAAGUUACAUCCAUGGUUAUGAUAAGGAGAAAGCUUACAUUGCUUCUCAGGGUCCGCUUCCUAAGUCCAUUACGGCUACAUGGAGAAUGAUAUGGCAAGAACGCUGUGACACCAUCGUCAUGCUCACCAAGACAAUAGAAAAGGAAAAGAAAAAGUGCGAGCAAUACUGGCCGAGCCAGGGAAAAAACACGUAUGGGCCAUUUACCAUACAGCUGGUGGAAGAGUACAAGUUUACCGACUACGUGAAUCGGAUCCUGAAGGUCACAUUGAAUGGGGAGGUGCGCAUUGUCAAGUACUUCCACUUCACCGCCUGGCCCGAUCACGAUGUACCCAAGUUGGCUUGCUCUUUGCUAAACUUCAGAGCGAAUGUUCUGAAGGAGACUGAGUAUGGGAAGGUACCCAUAUUGGUACAUUGCAGUGCUGGAGUAGGCAGGACUGGGGCCUUCAUCGCUAUCGACUAUCUGAUCCGACAAGGAAAGGCUGAGAAAAAGGUCAACUUCUACGAGUGUGUACUCAGAAUGAGGGAACAGAGACCGAACAUGGUACAGAACCUGGGGCAGUACACACAUAUACAUGACGCAAUUUUAGAGUAUUUCAAGAUAGGAAUAACGUCCAUCAAGAGUGACAACUUUCCUCAGAAGUACAGUGACAUGAUCAAAGCAACACCUGGGAAAGACACUUGUCAAUUACAGAACCAAUACUCGAUUCUGGGUGCAUUCACUGAUGCCAUCAGCCCUUCAGAACAGGCCCUGGCGAACAUGAGCAAAAACAGAAAACAGGACAUUGUUCCAGAUGGCGCAUCUCGUGUUGUCUUGUCUACACCAAUAGAUGGAUGGAAUGAUUAUGUUAAUGCAGUUUAUGCCACGGGCUACGGUGAGAAGGACAACUACAUCAUAACCCAGAUGCCCCUCCCUGAGACAAUGAAGGACAUCUGGAGGAUCGUGCAUGACACGGGAAUCUCCACUAUUGUUAUGAUGAACAUGGUCGAUGAUACUUAUGAGUUUUCCACAGUUUAUUGGCCACAAGAGACUGAGCAGAUGGAGUAUCACCCACUGGUAGUAGAUUGCCUGGACGUAGACACAUCCAACACAGAUAUCACUGUCAGAAACAUGAGGAUAUCAAAGAAUGCGGGCAAAGCCGGGGUAGGAAAAGAUGAUAUGUCCGGUCGAGUGGUCCGGCACUUUCAGUUACAAAACUGGCCCGAUGGUCAGGCGACGCCAGCGUCCGUGGAGGCGAUCGUGGAUCUGCUAGAAAAGGUGGAAAAGUGGCAACAAAAGGUCGAGAACAAGAAGAUACUUGUACAAUGCCUGGACGGUGCUUCCCAAAGUGGUGUCUUCUGUGCGGCGCAUUCUGUCAUUGAGAAGGUCAAGGUCGACCAGGAGGUGGAUGUUUUCCAGUAUCUCCGUCUGCUGAGGUCAAACAGACAACAACUCGUCAACACUUAUGAGCAAUACAAGUAUGUCCAUGAAGUCGUUCUGAGAUAUCUACAAAAUUUCGACCUCUAUGCUAACUUCCAGUAAACAGUGCAAUGUACUUCCAGGGAGUUACUUUAUUUGAGCAACGAAUCGUUUGUCGAAAUCUAUUAUACAAAUACCAGCAGCAGUGGAUCGAUCAUUUAAAGGGAAUGUUGUUUCCAGGCAAAUUGUGGCUGGAAAUGGUUCGUGACUCCACCACCACGGGUGUCAAAAUCAUUCUAUACAGUAUAUGUAAACUCUCAAGAGAUACAUGAGGCCUGCAUAUUUUCAUUACGAUGGCAAAAUAUAUACCAGGUUACAUGUAGGUGCUGGUGCCUCAUAUCGGCGUCGGUCAAACUAUCCCAGUACAGCCUGAUAUCACGACUUUAGAGUAAUUUAACUACGUUUUACCAUGACUUACCAAAAAGGCACUAGCUAUCUCAGAAUUUUAUGAAUAAGGUGUAAAUCAUCAGCUAAGUAUGUUUGAUGUUUAGUGAUUCAGUAUUACUCUAGAUUAACAGCUGAAUCAUGACCUGGACUAUGUUUUACCUGAUGUUCAAAUAACUUUCUGUCAACCUGUUCUCUUCUAGCAGGCAUUUGGAUUGGUCAUUUAACACUCACACAUAGCCUUGCUGAAAUUUGGCCUCCCUCAAAAGCAACAACUUGCUAUCACAGGCUAGCUCUGUUUAAGAUGCAUGGUUAAGUGUAUCAAUACAUGUCAACUUUAAGGAUGGCUCAAUGAGGUGAUGGACAUUUGAUGUUAUGGCCAAGAUGUCCCACCAAAUCAGGCCAUACUCAGCAGGGCUUUGUGGGAGUGAUUCAAAGGCCGUGGCUAGAUGCAAAUUUGUGCCAUGUUUUAUAAACACCUUGUAUAGGAAUUCUAUAUUUUACAUUGUAGAUACGUACGUAUAUAUCUACAUUUAUUUUUAAUUAUUCAAGACGGUGCUAGUUGAAAUAAAAAUGUGAGUGUAUAUCGGGUUAUUCCAAAAAAAUGCCUGUGGACUGACAAAAAGUGUCAAAAAUUUGUUCACGUCUGUGAUGAUGUGCCCAGAAUGAUGUCCAUAGAUUUCUGUAAAAUAUCCUUUUGCAAUUGAAUGGAACUAUUUUUAGCACGAAACACCGUUAUUUGAAAUGUAUAUUUGGGAAUUAUGACAUCAUUAGAGUGAUCAACAAUAUCGGGUCAUUAUAACGCCUAUACCAUCAGUAACGUCUCUGACCACAAUUACCAUAUGGAUAACUAUUGGUCAAGUUCAGGAAAGCGUUUUCUACGGGUCGAAAAGAGUCGUAGCGAACAGUUCAUAAAAAAUUUAGGGUCUAUUUAUACAUUUUGGUUGUUUACAUUUGUAAGUUAUGGUGUUCUCGGUAAAUUCAAUUCAAAUGGAUGGGAUAUUGAUCUGACACAUGUGUUUAGAAAGACAGAUUAAUAGAAUCGGGCAUGGGCCGAGACAAGAAUGGAGUGAUUACAAUGCAAUUCUCAAUCUGUGUUAAAAAACUAAAAAUCUUGAGCUAAAACAGGCGACUGUAGAUAUGCAAUGCACAAGCAUUCCGACGGCCUAUGUUCACCAUAUUGGACCAAUUUAGAUUCAGUUGAAAUCUCGGUGAAAACAGAAAAAGUACCCUUAGUAGACAGCAAUUACAAUGGUCAUGUAUCCUACGUAUACUGUGAAUGGAUCGGAUUGUUGUCAAUUUGCAAUUGAUAUCAAGUCCAUAGAAAUUUCUGGAGAGCAAUUCUCUGCGAAAAGUGUUAUAAGA
This is a messenger RNA of Lineus longissimus, 5700 nucleotides long. Its product is annotated as receptor-type tyrosine-protein phosphatase U-like. Lineage: Eukaryota; Metazoa; Nemertea; Pilidiophora; Heteronemertea; Lineidae. Gene Ontology annotation, molecular function: protein binding; protein tyrosine phosphatase activity. Gene Ontology annotation, biological process: protein dephosphorylation. The coding region runs from base 115 to 4014 and encodes 1299 amino acids. The transcript is spliced from 29 exons. The record is from RefSeq and is a predicted model, not a curated record.